Molecule: messenger RNA, 1651 nt
Organism: Neltuma alba
Lineage: Eukaryota; Viridiplantae; Streptophyta; Magnoliopsida; Fabales; Fabaceae
Product: mannan endo-1,4-beta-mannosidase 6
Exons: 7
Coding region: 229-1452 (407 amino acids)
Biological process (GO): polysaccharide catabolic process
Molecular function (GO): mannan endo-1,4-beta-mannosidase activity
Source: RefSeq, a predicted model, not a curated record
CAAUGGAAGAGAAGGCAAUUUAAAGCUUUUCUUUCUUCGCUUUAAAGCUUGAAUAUUAGAAACAUGAUCUCUGCUUGCACACUACUCUUCUGAGGACAAUUUCAUAUAUCUAUAUAAUGUGGAUCAAAAGGUGGACAAGACGAAACGGGAGCCAUUGAGGAAGAGUAUGAGGCAGCCCACAAUCAGAUAGCUGAUACUAUCUCAACUUAUGUCAGUGAAAUAGAGGACAUGGAAGAAGAAGAAGGGGAGAUGGUACAGAAGAAAGGAAACCAGUUUGUGGUGAAUGAUCAGCCAUUUUACGUGAAUGGGUUUAACACAUACUGGCUGAUGGUGUUUGCAGCAGAUGAAUCCACCAGAGGAAAAGUCAGUGAAGUGUUCAAACAAGCAGCCUCAGUGGGCAUGACUGUCUGUAGGACUUGGGCCUUCAAUGAUGGCCAAUGGAGAGCCCUUCAGAAAUCCCCAUCAGUUUAUGAUGAAGAAGUCUUCAAGGCCUUAGACUUUGUGGUCAGCGAAGCAAGGAAAUACAAAAUAAGGCUCAUCUUGUCAUUGACUAAUAACUGGGAGGCGUAUGGUGGCAAAGCACAAUAUGUGAAAUGGGGCAAAGCUGCUGGCCUUAACUUGACCUCUGAUGAUGACUUCUUCUCACAUCCAACUCUUAGAAGCUACUACAAGGCUCAUGUCAAGAUGGUGUUGAAUAGAGUUAAUACAUUCACAAACAUCACCUACAAGAAUGACCCCACAAUUUUUGCUUGGGAACUCAUGAAUGAGCCUCGAUGCACCUCAGAUCCUACAGGCGAUAAAUUACAGGAUUGGAUACAAGACAUGGCAGUGUAUGUGAAGAGCAUUGAUCCAAAGCACCUGGUGGAGAUUGGAUUAGAGGGAUUUUAUGGCCCUUCAACUCCGCAGAGAGUUCAGUUCAAUCCAAACACAUAUGCUCAGCAAGUUGGAACAGAUUUCAUCAGAAACCACCAAGUUCUUGGUGUUGACUUCGCUUCUGUUCACGUGUAUCCAGACUCUUGGAUUUCUCAAGCAAUUUCUGAUAAGCAUCUCCCAUUUGUGACAUCUUGGAUGGAAGCCCACAUAGAGGAUGCUGAAAAGUAUCUCGGAAUGCCUGUGGUUUUUGCUGAGUUUGGAGUGUCUGCAAAAGAUCCUGGCUACAAUUCAACAUACAGAGACACCCUUAUAAACACAGUGUAUAAGGCAAUCUUAAACUCCACAAAGAAGGGAGGAAGUGGAGCCGGAAGCCUGCUAUGGCAGGUGUUUCCCGAUGGAACAGAUUAUAUGGAUGAUGGGUAUGCAAUUGUGCUUUCAAAGUCUGCUUCCACCUCAAGCAUUAUAUCCCUUCAAUCCACAAGGUUGGCCCUGUUCAACUCCAGGUGUUCUUGGAAAUGCCACUGGGGCUGUAAGAAGAAAAAAGAACUGGAAAAAAUAAUUGAUCAUGAUGAGCUCUGAAACAAUAUCCGUCAAGCUUCCAAUUCAUAGACAUGUUUGUCUCAUGGUCAGCGUCACUUUGAAAAAUGAAACGGAUAAAAUAUCAGGAUAUACUGUAUCAUUCUGCAUGCAGCAAUGUGAAAAUUGUAUUGGCUUUGUAUGUUGGGACAUUCUGGUUGUGUUACGUUGCUCGUUUAUUUUCAUCUAGUUUUACAGUAAA